AUGGAGGCUGUGAUUGAGAAGGAAUGCAGCGCGCUCGGAGGCCUCUUCCAGACCAUCAUCAGCGACAUGAAGGGGAGCUAUCCAGUUUGGGAAGAUUUCAUAAACAAAGCAGGAAAGCUACAGUCCCAGCUCCGGACUACAGUAGUAGCGGCAGCUGCUUUCCUGGACGCCUUUCAAAAAGUGGCAGAUAUGGCUACCAACACACGUGGCGGCACCCGGGAGAUCGGAUCAGCCCUGACCAGGAUGUGCAUGAGGCAUAGAAGCAUUGAAGCCAAGCUGAGGCAGUUUUCCAGCGCUUUAAUUGAUUGUCUGAUCAACCCACUUCAAGAACAGAUGGAAGAAUGGAAGAAAGUGGCAAACCAGCUGGAUAAAGACCAUGCAAAAGAAUAUAAAAAAGCACGCCAAGAGAUAAAAAAGAAGUCCUCAGACACACUGAAGUUGCAGAAGAAAGCAAAAAAAGGGAGAGGCGACAUCCAGCCUCAGUUGGACAGUGCGCUCCAAGAUGUCAACGAUAAGUAUCUCCUGUUGGAAGAAACCGAGAAGCAGGCUGUGCGCAAGGCUUUGAUUGAAGAGCGUGGCCGGUUCUGCACGUUCAUCUCUAUGCUGCGGCCAGUGAUCGAAGAAGAGAUCUCAAUGCUAGGGGAAAUCACUCACCUGCAGACCAUAUCGGAAGAUCUCAAGAGCCUGACUAUGGACCCUCACAAACUGCCCGCCUCCAGUGAGCAGGUGAUUUUGGACCUGAAAGGCUCUGACUACAGUUGGUCAUAUCAGACACCACCAUCAUCUCCCAGCACUGCCAUGUCCCGAAAGUCCAGUGUCUGCAGCAGCCUGAACAGUGUCAACAGCAGCGACUCGCGGUCCAGCGGCUCCCACUCACAUUCCCCCAGCUCACAUUACCGCUACCGCAGCUCCAACCUGCCUCAGCAGGCUCCUGUACGGCUGUCCAGCGUGUCCUCCCACGACUCCGGGUUCAUCUCCCAGGACGCCUUCCAAUCCAAGUCACCAUCCCCCAUGCCGCCAGAGGCCCCCAACCAGAACUCGUCCAGCUCGGCCUCCUCCGAAGCCUCCGAAACCUGCCAGUCAGUCAGCGAGUGCAGCUCCCCCACCUCAGUCAGCUCAGGGUCCACCAUGGGCGCCUGGGUGUCCACAGAGAAGUUGUCUAAUGGGUUUUCUCACUGUAGUUUAUCAAGUGAAUCCCAUGUGGGGCCCGUGGGUGCAGGCCUUUUUCCUCAUUGCCUGCCUGCCUCCCGCCUGCUCCCUCGGGUCACCUCUGUCCACCUUCCAGACUACGCUCAUUAUUACACCAUUGGGCCCGGCAUGUUCCCGUCAUCUCAGAUCCCUAGCUGGAAGGACUGGGCUAAACCAGGUCCCUAUGACCAGCCUCUGGUGAACACCCUACAGCGCCGCAAAGACAAGCGAGAGCCGGAGCCCAGUGGAGGAGGAACCAUUUCCAUGGGCGGUGCACCCGCAGCUGCUGAGGAGGCCCAGAGACCCCGGAGCAUGACUGUGUCUGCUGCCACCAGGCCUGGUGAGGAGCUGGAGACUUGUGAGGAGCUAGCGCUGGCUCUGACACGCAGCCUUCAGCUCGACACCCAGAGGAGCAGCCGGGACUCGCUGCAGUGUUCCAGCGGCUAUAGCACCCAGACCACCACCCCAUGCUGCUCUGAGGACACCAUCCCCUCCCAAGUUUCAGAUUACGAUUAUUUCUCCGUAAGUGGUGACCAGGAGGCCGAUCAGCAGGAGUUUGACAAAUCAUCCACCAUCCCCAGAAACAGCGACAUCAGCCAGUCCUAUCGGCGGAUGUUCCAAGCCAAGCGUCCAGCCUCGACUGCUGGCCUCCCCACCACCCUUGGACCUGCUAUGGUCACCCCAGGGGUUGCAACCAUCCGACGGACCCCCUCCACCAAGCCUUCCGUCCGCAGGGGAACCAUUGGAGCUGGCCCCAUCCCCAUCAAGACGCCCGUGAUCCCUGUGAAGACCCCAACUGUCCCAGACCUCCGCGGGAUGCUGCCAGCCCCUCCUGAUGGGCCAGAGGAGCGGGGUGAACACAGCCCCGAGUCGCCAUCUGGGGGGGAGGGUCCCCAGGGCGUCAUCAGCAUGCCCUCCUCCAUGUGGAGCGGCCAGGCCUCUGUCAACCCCCCACUUCCAGGUCCGAAGCCGAGUAUCCCCGAGGAGCACAGACAGGCCAUUCCAGAGAGCGAGGCUGAAGACCAGGAGAGGGAGCCUUCAAGUGCCCCGGCCUCCCCAGGCCAGGGUCCUGAGAGCGAGUCUGCAGAUCUAAGCCCUCGAGACAUCCCACAAGGAGAAGACAUGCUGAACGCCAUCCGAAGGGGGGUGAAGCUGAAGAAGACCAUGACCAAUGACCGCUCAGCACCCCGCUUCUCCUAGGCUCCCCAGAAAUGCGGGCCGUGAGGAGCGGACUGUCUAAUCAGUAACAUCUAAUUUGUCUUGAUCCAUUCCAAUCUAUAAUCCAACAAAAGAUUUUUGUAGGCAACUCAGAAUACAGCUUUUUGAAAAGUACUUCAUACCUUUAGAUAAAAAUGACAAGCAACAUAUGUAACUGACAUAAUC
Molecule: messenger RNA, 2571 nt
Organism: Chrysochloris asiatica (Cape golden mole)
Lineage: Eukaryota; Metazoa; Chordata; Mammalia; Afrosoricida; Chrysochloridae
Gene: MTSS1
Product: metastasis suppressor 1
Exons: 15
Coding region: 1-2388 (795 amino acids)
Biological process (GO): plasma membrane organization; adherens junction maintenance; positive regulation of actin filament bundle assembly
Cellular component (GO): actin cytoskeleton; cytoplasmic side of plasma membrane
Molecular function (GO): phospholipid binding; actin binding
Source: RefSeq, a predicted model, not a curated record